This is a messenger RNA of Anguilla rostrata (American eel), 6178 nucleotides long. It is a transcript of the gene espn, whose product is annotated as espin. Gene Ontology annotation, biological process: actin filament bundle assembly. Bases 737 to 3613 code for a protein of 958 amino acids. NCBI's taxonomy places the organism in Eukaryota, Metazoa, Chordata, Actinopteri, Anguilliformes, Anguillidae. The transcript has 15 exons. Gene Ontology annotation, cellular component: cytoplasm. The record is from RefSeq and is a predicted model, not a curated record. Gene Ontology annotation, molecular function: actin filament binding.
GGAUUAUUCAACAAGUGGCUGAGCCCGUUUAGCCAUCCGAAGCAGUAGUGGAUAGAGACCUACAUUUUUUUGGAAACUCUCUUCCAAAAAAACAACAAUAAACCGGUGUAUUAAAUUCUGAACCAACUCUGUAAAAGGCGCUGCAAUACGAUUUGUUCAAGGGGAUAUAUCUUUCGGACAGGUGGAAUGGCGCGUGCGUUGACUUGGAGAGCGCAACAUAGCUGUGCAGGAAACUCAUUUUACUGUUGUCAAGGGCAGGAUUCAACACCUGAGGACCUACUAUCUCCGUGAAGACUCCAUCUCGGCUCUGUUUUGCAUUCUUUGUUGUGAUAUGCAGCUCAAGUAUCCUCCUAAUUAAUUGUGGUUUAAAUCAUUUUCGGAGACGGUGUUAUGGUCUUAAAACGAGAUGAUGCACGCGAAUGCAUGUCGCAUAUCACGUGUCAUAAGAGAAAACAAUGAUGCGAAGACGGUGUUGUUUUCAACUGGCUUAUUAGUUGUUGCAACGAGUAUGUUAUAUAUAUAAUAUAUCAAUGGUGGGAGAAAAUGUGAAAGCUCCGAAUAAAGGAGAAUUCUUAGAAUAACUCGAUUUUUUUGCCGAACAACGUAGGCAACACGGCGUACACGCAUAGCCAGCGAUUUAGUUACUUUCUAAGAUACCUGCAGCUACUCGCACCCCCUUUAAUGGUGCGGUUCGAUAAAGAAUUUUGAGGGGAAGUUGGAGACACCAGGAUUAAUUAUGGUGGUGGAGAUGGUACUUCUCGCUGCACGGCAAGGAGAUGUGCAAACUCUGAAAGCGCAGUUCACGGAGAAGAUACUGAACAGCGAAGUGAGGGACCCGCUCGGAGCCACUCCGGUCCAUCACGCGGCGCGGUCUGGGAAACUAACCUGUGUCCAAUACUUAGUGGAUGAAGCGGGCUUACCUGGGAACCCUGUUGCGAAGAAUGGAGCGACUCCGGCUCACGACGCCGCUGCUACGGGCAACCUGGCCUGCCUACAGUGGCUAAUUACGCAAGGAGGCUGUCGCGUAGCGGACAAGGACGGCUCUGGCGCGUCCGUCUUGCACCUGGCGUCCCGCUUCAGCCACCACGAGAUCACCGACUGGCUGCUGAAGACCGGGGAAGGGGACCCACGUGUUGCCACGGAUACCGGGGCGCUGCCAGUCCACUACGCCGCCGCCAAGGGAGACUUCCCCUCCCUCCGACUGCUGCUGGGACACAGUCCAGACGUAGUCAAUGCCCAAACAAAGAAUGGUGCCACACCCCUUUACUUGGCCUGUCAAGGGGGUCACUUGGAGGUUGUCCAGUACCUAGUGAAGGACUGUGGGGCGGAGCCUCAUAUCAGAGCCAAUGAUGGGAUGACACCUCUGCACGCUGCUGCCCAGAUGGGACACAGCACUGUCCUUGUCUGGCUGAUGAGCUUCACGGAGAUCAGCCUGACAGACCGGGACAGCGACGGUGCCACAGCCAUGCACUUUGCCGCCAGCCGGGGCCACGCCAAGGUCCUGAGCUGGCUGCUGCUCCACGGAGGGGAGAUCGCCCUGGACGGCUCGGGCGGGACACCGCUCCACGACGCUGCUGAGAACGGGGAGCUGGAGUGCUGCCAGAUCCUGGUGGUGAACGGGGCGGAUCUGGGCAUUCGGGACCAGGAUGGCUUCACCGCGGCGGACCUGGCCGAGUACAACGGGCAGACCCAGUGUGCCAAGUACCUGCGCACCGUGGAGAACAUGAGUGUGGAGCACCGUCUGCUGUCCCGGGACCCCUCCGUCGACCUGGAGUACAAGCAGCCCGAUUCUGGGCUCUCCUCCCCCAACACCACCAUGUCCUCCUCGGUGCAGCCAGCCCGCUUUGAAGUGGGCUCCCCCUCCAGCACCCUGUCCAACUACGACUCCUGCAACUCCAGCCAGUCCAGUACAGGGGAGAAGAGGAGCACUGCUCCUCCUGCACAGGCCUCCACCAGUGCCUCAGAUACAGCCAUCUCGGACAUGCAGACCUAUAUGGACAUGCUCAAUCCGGACGUGGGGGCAGGAACGCAGAGCAUGGACAUGCCCAGAGAUGUGUCUCCGCCCCCUCCUCCGGCUUUCCCGCCCCCUCCACCGCCACUACCCGACAGCACGCAGGUGCCGCCCCCCCACCCUGGCUACCCCCCACCCAAGCCGCCUGAAGAGCAGCCCUCUGCAGCGGUCUACCUGAAGGUGAAGAACAGCCUGAGGCAUGUGGACACUGAUGCCAAUAAGGGAGAGUUGGCUCCAGCUGAAAACCCGGACCGGCUACGCAGAGUCGACUCCAACAGGAAGUCCCGAAACUUCAACAAGCAACCCAGCACUGGGGACUACUACAAGGCCCUGGGCAGCAGCGCAGCCGACCACCCUGGGACCGGAGCCAUGGCACCUAACGAGGAGGGUUCUCAGCUGUUGGAGGAACCAGCGCAGAGCGCCCCCAGUCCACAGAAUGGAGCGGCAGGCGACGCACCCGCACCUCCUCCUCCACCCCCCCUGCCCGCUGCCACCCCACCCCCACCCCCUCCGCUACCCUCAGAAAAAACGACACCCCAGCCCGCCACCACACCCCAGCCCGCCAGCACACCCCAUCGCCGCAUGUCGUCCUCCUCUGGAAUGGCUGUCUCCUCCUCUGACCUGUCCCCCACUGUCUUGUCUGACUCCGCCCCUUCUUCCACUGUCCGCCCGGACGCGGUGGUGCUCAGGCAGAUGAAGAGCGCAAAGUCCUUCAACAUGAUGUCCCCAACCGGUGACAACUCCGAGCUGCUGGCUGAAAUCAAAGCUGGGAGAAGCCUGAAGCCAACGCCUCUCAGUAAAGGAUACACAACGGUUUUCUCCAACAACGGGAAUGGCGGGAACAAUGACGAGAGUCCAGCGUCGGCACCCCAGACAGCAGCACCCGAGCCCUGCAAGCCUUCCUCCCCGCCCCCAGUGCAAUCGGCGCAAUCCGCCCAAUCCGAGCAGCCUUCCCAACCUGCCCAACCCGCCGCGCAAGCCGCGCAGUGCGCUGAACCAGCCCAACCCGCGCAACGUGCCCAACAGACCCAGCCUGCCCAGCAGGCCCAACCUGCGCAGCCUGCCCAACCAGCCCAACCUGCCCAACAGGCCCAACCCGCCCAACCUGCCCCAGCCGCGCAGCCCUGCUGUCCCCCGGCCCCUCAGCCGGCCGGCGCAGCGGCUCCCAAGUCGCCGCCGUCGUCCGCUUUGGUCAACGGCAACGCAGAGUCGCCGCAGACGGCCAAGUCCAGCCUGGUGGACCUGGAGGUGCUGGUGCCCACUCACGACGAGCAGGGCCGGGCCAUCCCCGAGUGGAAGAGGCAGGUGAUGGUACGCAAGCUUCAGACGAAGAUGCAGGAGGAGGAGGAGCAGAAACGCAAGGCAGAGGAAGAGGCUGCACUUCUGGCUUCCAUGCCGGCCUGGAGGAGGGACAUAAUGAAGAAGAAACUGGAUGAAGAGAAAGAACAAAAAAGGAAAGAGGAAGAACGGAUAAAAACGGAGAAGGAGAAUGAGGAGAAGACGGAGCUCGAGAGGCUGCGAACCUUGGGCUACGACGAGACCAAGCUGGCGCCAUGGCAACGGCAGAUUAUCCUCAAGAAAGGGGAUAUAGCAAAACAGUAGAGCUCGCCCGACUCCAGUCUAAAGCACCUUCUCCCUCCCAUUGCCUUCAAGAAACGCACCUGUGCUGCCACCCUGCUCCUCCCCCUCCCCUGUACCCCCCCCCACCCCCAUUCAGCCAGAGAACAGCCCCCCCCCCCUUAGGGAGGUGGGGGGGGUAGAACCGUGUGACAACCCAGCAUGACCGUAGCUCGACCGCCUGAACCGAGCUGCUCAGCCGGAGUGACUCCACUUUAACGUACAGUAGCGUUACCUCAUUCUCGUGAGCUUCACCACACUGGCUCAGCAUCUGAAUAGACAGCCCCCCUCCCCCACUGCUGUGUACAACACCUUUGUAGGUUUAACCCUCCUACUGAUGUUGUUUUCCUCACUAACGCUGUUCGCCCUAUUUUUUUCGGAGCUUCCUGUCUCUCAAAUCCAAGCACAUUGCCCAACAAUAUUGAUGUUUGUAGCUGUGUCAGAAGGGAGACAUCUGGUGAAGAGUUGUGUAAUAGGCACGUCUAUGUGUCUCAGUGAUGUAUAAAAUAUAUAUAUUUAUAUCUUAAGCUAUAUAUAUAUCGCUCGUACUAUACAUAGAAUCUUUCAUGAUGAAACACUCAACACAUCUGCAAAUGUAUGGGGGCAAUAAUGUGUUGUGGGCCUGCCUGUCCUUCUCUUAAACAAAAAAAGAAGAAAAAAAAAAACACUUCCGUAAGUUCAUCCUGAAUUUUAUAAGGUCUAAAAAUGGAACCGGGUUGAGGACAAUGUAGUCUUAUUAUAAGCUGUACAGGCAAGCAACUGUAAAUUGGUCUUUGUGUGGACUAAUGGAAGAAGAAUUCCGUUGUGUUGCAUUCUUGAACGUAAUCUCAGUAAACAGAGCCAAGGUGUCAGAAUGGUGAGCAGUGUGGAACUGUUCAGGCUGGCCAUUGUGAAGAGUACUGAAUGUGUCCUGAUGGUGAGCAGAAGUGUGUAUUCAUGUCAGGAAGCACUUUCUCAUUCCACGUGAAUUGCAGGUCCUUCAUUUCAGUGCAUCCGUCCAAUGUGCGGGGAUAAUUGAUAUCAGCACGGAUUAAUUCAAAGAAAAUAAGACAUGCAUGCAGUUUAAAAUUAAGCUGAGUAAACUCUUUACAGUUCAGAUUUCCAUACAUGAACAUAAUCCAUCAUGUACUGGUAAUGUUUGAAAUUGUAGAUGUUGCCGUAAUUCACUUAUUCUGAUGAUUUUGUAAUAAUAAUUAUGGUGAUUUAAUUUCUGAGAGAUUUAAGAAAGCAUCUUAGCUGAAAUUGUCAUUUUUAGAUGGCAUAUCUUAGCUAAAAAUAGGCCAAAACUCAUAAGAAUCAUUGGUACUUAAAACAGUUUUCUUUGAGGAAGUAAUCAGCAUGCAUAAGCAACGGAUCAAUAAUCGUUCUGCCAGUGUUAAGAAUAAAAUAGCAGUGCAUUUACGACCAAUUAUUAAAAAAUGAACGGUAUGGAUUAUGAUAAAUCCAACCAACAAAAACACCCACAAAAAAGGGUAGCUUUGUGGGAAGGAGCCAGAUUAAUUUCCCCAGAUUUAGUCCCUUGAGAUUGAGUUUAUAGAAGUAAAUCCUAUGUACAGACCAUAGAAGUCUGGGUUAUGAGACAGAAGUCUCAUUUAAAUCUCUCGCCUGGAAAUUUCAGUGUUGUGGUGAAUGCCUGCAGUUGCAGUAAGGAUGGCAAUCUGUCCUUAGUGCCAGGCCAUAUUCUGUAUGGGUGUCGAUGUUGGUUCAAUGGCACUCAUAUGGGGUGGGGUUGUCUGCAGCUGUUAACAUUACUAACACUGGACCAUUGGAAAUAUGUUCUCAAGCAAGACAUUUGUUUUUUGUGUUUUUUUUUAAUUAUAUUUGUUUUUGUUUUUUUUGUUUUUUUUUCCUGCAAUACACCAGAUUUGGAUCUGAUCGAUGCCUUGGUUUUCAUACCAAUUUUGGGUUGAAUUGUGAGAAUGCAUGAUAAAUAUCUGUGUGGCACCAAGCAAGGGACCAUACAUCGUCCACGUGAGACACAGGAUUAUUGCACAGUUGGUUCUAGGAUUUAGUCCCUUGUAGAUCUUUGACAUUCAUUUCAGUACGCUUUUAGGAUAACCCUCUAUAACCCCUUUUGUGGUGUAGUGUGGUAGAAUGUAUGUGUAUGAACCUCAUUGAUGUGCCGGACGUGUAUCUCUGAAUUCAUAAGGGCUGUUCCCUUUGCAGUAAUACACCUGCAGUAGGUUCAUGUAACGUGCUUUGGAUGUACAUUUUUACAAAUAAUAUAGAUAUAAAAUAUACCAAAAAAAAAAAAAAAAAAGAUAAACGCAUGGUCCUAAUUCAGAAGUCAUUUGGGAACAUUCGAUAUAUUAUUGGAUGCCAUAUUGAUGUUGCAAAUGAAAAUGUGUAUACGUCAUUGCCAUUAGCAUAUUUUUCUAUACAUAUAUACAUAUAUAUAUAUAUAUAAAUAUUGUGAGAUGCAAACCCUAAAUCCUUUGAUUCAUUAUUUUACUAUUUUCCGCCUUGCUUAAGUAGAACAUUUGUUUUAUUUGUGUAUAAACUGUAUUUUCUGACUGUCACACGAAUUUAAAUAAAUCUUGAAUCACUGAA